UGCAAAAUACUGUUAGAACAGUGUGGGCACAGAUUUGCCCUGAUAGUAGCGGAUCUCUGUCACGCCCCACUAGCAAAUUUGCAUUGAGAACAUCUCUUAUACUUGAUUAAGAUGUUAUGCAAGUCUGCGAUGCCACCAAUGUGAUGUGAGGUUAGUUUCGGACGCACUCUGUGGGGCAAAUCCAGAUUCUGCAUAUUGAGGCAAAACACAAUCAUUCCAAACACUCCCUAAUUUUUCCGAGGGUUCCUUAUUUCAUAUUCGGCAUCGGCGGUCACGAAUCCCUCCGGUUCCGGUCGACUGCAACUCCUGACAACCACCUAUUUUCUCCGUUCCGAUCCUUCAAUCUCUACCGCUUAGGCGCCUGGUCCCUUGGACAACCUGUAAGGGAGAUUAUGCAACUAACAAGGGAGCUUGAAGUCAGGUCUAAAUGGAGUAGGAGAUCAGCCAAUGCAAUGGCUAAUACUUUAGCAAAGCAAGGAGUUAGUUGGCAGAACCUUUUUUGGGCCUGUUUGUAAUCUGUGGAGGGGUCACCUUGUUUUUUGAAGAAGGUGGCAUAAGGAGGAGAGCUAAAGGGGGCAGUAGUUAAUUUAUUUGCAGUAGGAACAAAGAGACACGUAAGACACAAUUAAGCAAUGAAUGUGAUGAACCUUGCGACAACACUCUUUAAACGAGCUACUCUCAACGAUCUGGUCAGAAAUGUUCCUGUGUAUAGUGGUCUAGUGGUAAUGCCUACACUGCUUUUUAAUGCUUCUGGAGGGGGAUUGAGCUUGAUGAUCAGGCGUUGGGCUACAAAGAAGUCAGCCGGAUCGACAAAGAAUGGAAGAGACUCAAAGCCAAAGAAUCUUGGAGUCAAGAAAUUCGGUGGCGAGAGGGUGAUACCAGGAAACAUCAUAGUUCGUCAGCGUGGUACCCGCUUUCAUCCAGGAAACUAUGUAGGGAUGGGGAAGGACCACACCCUCUAUGCUCUGAAAGAAGGGUGCGUCAAGUUUGAACGUCACAAACUGAGUGGUCGUAAGUGGGUUCAUGUUGAACCCAAGGAAGGGCAUGUACUGCAUCUUGUCUACACAAAGGUUGAUGCCUCUAAGCUGAAGACGGCUAUUUGAGUCCCAUCAUCAGAUCAUCUCCAUGUUCAAACUUCAAGUUAGUGCUGGGCAAUGGGUGAAAACUCUGGUGUAGGCUGAAGUGGGAUGGUCUUUCUAACUUUUGCUUCGUAUCUUAAGGACAUUACAGGAUUUUCGUUUUUGGGUGGGCCAGAAUUCAAAAUAAAAUAUCAUAGGUUCUUGUUUUUUUUAUAUAUAUAAUCUUUUUUUUUUCUUUUUUGUGCUUUUUGUUCAUGACUUCAUGUCAUUAAUGUAUUGAUCAGGAGUCAGGACAGUAUUCUGUGCUUUUAAUUUUGUUUUGAUUUCAUUGGUAUAUGGCCUCAGAGAAUUGACUA
Nelumbo nucifera (sacred lotus) is the source of this 1435-nucleotide messenger RNA. NCBI's taxonomy places the organism in Eukaryota, Viridiplantae, Streptophyta, Magnoliopsida, Proteales, Nelumbonaceae. The record is from RefSeq and is a predicted model, not a curated record.